Messenger RNA from Drosophila grimshawi, 861 nucleotides. Its product is annotated as alpha- and gamma-adaptin-binding protein p34. Lineage: Eukaryota; Metazoa; Arthropoda; Insecta; Diptera; Drosophilidae. Bases 84 to 821 code for a protein of 245 amino acids. The transcript is spliced from 4 exons. The record is from RefSeq and is a predicted model, not a curated record.
UGGAACUAUUGACUUCCUAAAAUUACUGUGUUUAUUCGUUGUUAUUAUAAUUGAAAUUAUAAAAAGCUAAAAUUUGCCUCACAAUGAAUCCGUGUGUAUUAAUUCUCUCUUAUGGAAACCUUUCCGCAACGGAAAUUGUUGAAAACAUAUUGACGGAAAUGAUGCAACCAAAACAAUUUACAUGCAUUGCAUACGAAUCUGUGAAUAUAAACUAUUAUAAAUGUGAUAUUAGGACUAAAUAUUACACUACCAGCAUAUCUUUAAUACCAUUUGACGGAAAGUAUGAUAGAGUUCCAUCUGAAGUCAGGAAGACAACUGAAGCUUUAAUUGUUUAUUUUGACACACAAAAAAGGUCAUUCAUCCAGGAACUUUUGGGAAUCAAUGAAUUUUUGAUAGCUAACGAAAUUCAGCUUGGAUUUUUAAUAACAUCAUCAUUUUUGGAUAAGCCAAAUGAACUCACAUUUGAAGAAGUGAAGGAAACCGCAUAUAUAGCAUUCGAUGUGGUAGCACUGAAACAAGAGGACGAGGAUUCAGAAGAAACGGUUUCCGAAACAGAUAAAAUUUCAUAUGCGGAGAUUAUUGAAGGCUUAUCAAAUUACGUUUGGUCGAACAUAAACAUAAAACCAUCGUCAACUUCAUCGCGCAACUAUUCGAACAACGGUGAAGAACUGGAAAGUCAGAUGAAUGAUUUCGAAAAAUUACUUAUUACGGCGCAAAGUUUACGCAACGAUACAAGUUUAACAAGAGAUGAAAUUUUAAAUAAGGCGGAAGAAUUAGCAGAGGCUAUGUCAGCAAUUUUAAACGAUAAUGAUAGUGAUUAAUUGUUUUUAAUGAGUCAUUCCAAAAAAUAUAUAUAUAUAU